Acanthoscelides obtectus is the source of this 3698-nucleotide messenger RNA. Lineage: Eukaryota; Metazoa; Arthropoda; Insecta; Coleoptera; Chrysomelidae. The record is from the annotation of a GenBank genome assembly.
CUCGACUGCCUCUCGACUGUCAUGUUCCAUUUGAUUGAUGAGCGUCGAAUCAGUGUACACUGGUGCACAUUUAAUUUGAAAUACCCGCCAUGCCUUAGGUUUUUCUGAAUAGUGAGAGUUAUUUACAAUCAAACAUAUUUUUUUCACUCUAAAAGUCUAGUUGGAUAACAAAUAUUUAUAUAAAACCAAAAAUGAAAACUGUUAUUUGGAUAUUAAUUAGUGCAAGGAAAGCAGAUAGUGCCCAAUUCCCGGAAGAAAAGAGAAGAGAGUAGGAAGAUACGCAAGUGCGAAAGAGACAAAAGAUUCAUAGGAGUUCAAUGGAACAGAUCAUUUUCAAAUGGAAAUUCAAAGAUUAAGGUUAUUGUUAUUUUGGUUUAUAUUUUUUUCUAUUUGAGCUCGUGUUCGUCCCCUCCAACAAAAUCUUCAUAGACGCUCGCCCGUAGUGGCGCAGUGCAUGUUCUUGUCGAUAAGAGAUAACAUUCGUAAAAUGAUAAGCAAAGGUUAAAAUCAUAUAUUAGUAAAAUCAGAUACUGUAUGAACGACUGUGGAAGGUCCAUCUAUAAAUAAAAGCAAUUUAUCAAGGUACAAAGCCGACAAAAGACAAAAAUGACUGAACAAGAAGGUAUCCGUAAAAGAGAAAGAGCUCAAAGUGUGACUAGAGCAGAAGAAAUCCAAGCAGAAGAGCAGAAAGCUAGAAAAAAUCAGCAUGAUAAACCUUGCCAUAAACCAAGGGAUUCCCUAUUUUCAUGGAAUUCAGGCUUUGAUAAUUUCACUGGUUUUGUGAAUUGGGCAUUCCUUUUGCUUAGCAUUGGAGGAUUACGAUUGUUAUUAGAAAAUUUCAUAAAGUAUGGUAUCAGAAUAGAUCCAAUUCAAUGGAUAAAACUUUUGGUAGAUGACCAACCAAAUUCAGAGCAUCCCUCUAUUGCUAUGAUAUUAUGUAUGUACCGGUUUAACAUAUAUCUGAAUUAAACAUGAUAAUUUUUUACUUGGUCCUCAAUAAAUUCUACUUUGUAGAUUCUGUUGUCCCUGUAGUAUUGUGCCUUUUAAUAGAGAAGGGAUUGGCUGUGGAAAUCAUUUCAACUGUGCCAGGAAUGUUUGUUCACAUAAUAAAUUUACUGGUUGUGAUACUGUUACCAAUGAUUGUGAUACAUUUUAAAGAAGGUUUUAAUUUGAUUGGAGCCUCUUGUGUUUGUACAAUAUAUAGUAUAUUAUUUUUAAAAUUAUGGUCAUAUAUACAAGUCAACAUGUGGUGUAGAACUGCCAGGCAGAAUGCAAAAAGUGGCAUGAGGAGACAGUCACUGUCACAUAGUGAUCUUAAGUCAGAUGAUUCCAAAGAUUUGAAGGUCAGUCUGGUUCUAUAUCCAGAUAAUUUGAACCUAAAAGAUUUGUACUACUUUAUAUUUGCACCAACCCUAUGUUAUGAGCUAAACUUCCCAAAGACAGUUAGGAUAAGGAAGAGAUUUCUACUGAAAAGAAUAUUUGAAGUACUCGUUUGUGGACAAAUUAUCAUGGUUAUCAUGCAGCAGUACAUGGUUCCAUCCAUCAAAAAUUCUCUAAUACCUUUCAGUAACAUGGAUUAUACCAGGACUGCUGAAAGAUUACUGAAAUUGGCGAUUCCAAAUCACUUGGCGUGGCUUAUUGGAUUUUACCUUAUGUUUCAUUCGUGGUUGAAUCUUGUUGGUGAAGUACUUCAUUUUGCUGAUCGCAGCUUUUAUAAUGAUUGGUGGAAUGCCAACAAUAUCGAUAUGUUUUGGAGGAAUUGGAAUCUACCAGUACACAGAUGGGCGCUGAGGCAUCUCUAUUUUCCGAUGAUUGAGAUGGGAUAUGGAAGACAAACUGGUAGCAUCGCAGUUUUUUUCAUAAGUGCUUUCUUCCAUGAAUACAUGGUAAGUGUUCCAUUGAAAACAUACAAGAUCUGGGCGUUCAUGGGUAUGAUGGGUCAGAUCCCUUUGUCUUACAUCUCCAAGUUCAUCGAGAAGCAAUACGGUCCCAGAUUUGGCAACAUAAUCUUCUGGGCCUCCAUCAUUCUGGGACAGCCGCUGGUGAUAAUGAUGUAUUUCCAUGACUACAUCGUCGUACAUUACGGGGAAGCUCUGCUUGAAGAUUAUUCGCAUAUAUGACAGUGAUCUUGCUAAAAUUGGGUGGCGAAUUAUUUCGAUAAUAUUCAGUCCAGAUGUUAAAGACUGAGUAUUAUAUAGGUUAUGAUAGAAAUACCUGGGUAAAAAGGUGCCGUUCUAACGAUAUGAGACUGCGAUAGCGACCAAGCUUGGGACCGAUUCGUGAGAUUAGUGGCAUAGCUCUGAUAGAGACAAUCUGUCACUGUCAUUUGACUAUUUAGUCAAAACAAAGCUUAGAGAGAUGUAUGAAAAGCAAUUAGAGACAGAACGCACUGCUUGUCAAACUUUUUAAAACUUGAAUGUUUCACAGUUAAAGUGUGACACUAACAAGUUUUGUGCAUGGGUGCUACGCCCCUUAUCUCACGAAUAUGUAUCAGGCUUGGCCGUGGUCGCUAAUUCCAGGGUGUCAGCCUAUUUUUUGAAAAGUCCGAAGUAUUGGUUAGAAAAGUUAUUGCUGUGAAACGUGAAAACGAGUUAAAGUGUACUGUCUUCAUAUUCAUCCAAAAUCGAAAUGAUCAACGAAAAGACAGUGCAACAGAUGGUGAGCGAAGCCAUAUUUUAGUCAUUACUGUUAUGCACUUGCAACAGAUUUUCAAAUAAAAUCCCUAUAUUCUGAUAAUUGUGUAAACAUUCCACAAUAGGAUGCAUUUUCCAAAGCAAUAUGAUGGCAGAUACACUUAUCACUCAAACGUUUUUUGGUUGUUGGAUUUGAAAGUUGUUUUAAUAAUAUGAAGUGAAUGUAGUUUUAAUACUGUUUAUAUAAAAUCAAUAGUGGUUUAACGUUGGUUGUACAAAUAUGUAGCACCCUGCAAGAAAAUGAUGAGCUUGAUUGUAAAUGCAACAAGUUAAAAUUUAUUUACAUACUAAAUGGGUAUUGUGAGAUCCUUUUGUCCAGAUAAGCUGCUUUUAAUUCGAUAACGCUUAUUCUCGGGACUAAACUUCCGAGAAAACUGUAAUUUAAUACGUUAUACAUUUACUUUGUUUAUCGUCAUACGCAUUUUUUAUCUGCAUUCAUUAAUUGUAUUUACAUCACAGGUUGAUUUUACUGCAUUUAGUAGUUUCUAUUCAACAUUAUUUGUUUAUCUACAGGGUUGUUGUAACCAAAAUAAGUGCCAAAUAAAGCACAUUAGUUAUGUAAAGUAUUGUUAGGUGCACACUUGCCGAAGUCAAGAAUUUGCCACUUGUGAUGGUUAAAUGGAGAUAGUAUGGGAAUAAUGAAAGAAUACCAAAAAAUGCGAAAUUCUGUAAUUAUUUUGCAUUUAUUAUAAAAUAAUUCUGUAUGAAAGGCAAUCGAAUGGUGCUAUUUUUGAGUUGCCUAAAAAAAUGUAUUAGCCUAUUCGUAAAAAAUCUUAUGAGGCACUCUGAAAAAAAAAAGUGUCAAAGAUAUAUCAGUGUGAAAGACUGGAUUAUUUGAGGCCUAUGUUAGUAAAGCCUAAAAAUGUUAUUUUUUGUAGUUUUCUUGUAUAUUUCUAUAAUUUGUUACCAGGUGCUAAAAGCAAUACUAUAAGUAAUUGAUAAGUUAUACAAUGUAUUGAGAUGUAAAUAGGAAAUAUCUUCAAUAUAUAUUUUAUUAAUGACACA